Trichomycterus rosablanca is the source of this 10808-nucleotide messenger RNA. RefSeq names its product kinesin family member 1Aa (gene kif1aa). The record is from RefSeq and is a predicted model, not a curated record. The coding region runs from base 247 to 5565 and encodes 1772 amino acids. NCBI's taxonomy places the organism in Eukaryota, Metazoa, Chordata, Actinopteri, Siluriformes, Trichomycteridae. The transcript is spliced from 50 exons. Gene Ontology annotation, molecular function: ATP binding; microtubule motor activity; microtubule binding. Gene Ontology annotation, biological process: microtubule-based movement.
AGCCCGUUCCUGUCCUCCAGAAAACCUUCUCGCUUGGAUUACGCAAGUCUAUCCGGGCCUCCGGACCCCCUUUUACCCCCCUUCAGGCCUCCGUCUCCACGGGGGGCUCGAGGACGAGGGGGUAUUCGUGAUUUUCCCACGACCUCUGGGAGCCAAUCAGCAGAUCUACAGCGGAGGAGAAGGACUGGAGGAGCGGUGAGAAGGCGUGUUUUCUGCAGCACCUCUGAGGAACCGUGAGAAGGCGCCAUGGCGGGGGCCUCGGUCAAGGUGGCGGUGCGGGUUCGACCCUUCAACUCCAGAGAGACCAGCAAAGAAAGCAAGUGCAUCAUCCAGAUGUCGGGAAACACCACCACUAUCAUCAACCCCAAAGUACCCAAAGAAGCAAAGAGCUUCAACUUUGAUUACUCAUACUGGUCACACACCUCGCCAGAGGACAUCAACUACGCCGCCCAGCAGCAGGUCUACAGGGACAUCGGGGAGGAGAUGCUGCUCCACGCCUUCGAGGGCUACAACGUCUGCAUCUUCGCCUACGGACAAACGGGCGCCGGGAAAUCCUACACCAUGAUGGGCAAACAGGAGAAGGACCAACAAGGAAUAAUCCCACUGCUGUGUGAGGACCUCUUCACCAAGAUCAACGACAGCAAUACCGACAACAGCAUGUCCUACUCAGUAGAGGUGAGUUACAUGGAGAUUUACUGUGAACGGGUGCGAGACCUGCUGAACCCCAAAAACAAAGGGAACCUGAGAGUGAGGGAGCACCCGCUGUUGGGCCCCUACGUGGAAGAUCUGUCCAAACUGGCCGUCAUGUCCUACAACGACAUCCAGGACCUGAUGGACUCGGGGAACAAAGCCAGGACCGUAGCCGCUACGAACAUGAACGAAACGAGCAGUCGCUCUCAUGCCGUCUUCAACAUCAUCUUCACCCAGAAGAGACAUGACUCGGAGACAGACAACGUGUCUGAGAAGGUCAGUAAAAUCAGUUUGGUGGAUUUGGCGGGCAGUGAGAGAGCCGACUCGACCGGAGCCAAAGGAACUCGACUCAAGGAAGGAGCGAAUAUAAACAAAUCCCUGACCACCUUAGGGAAAGUCAUUUCAGCUCUGGCGGAGGUGGAUUCUCUAUCAAACAAGAACAAAAAGAAAAAGAAAGUGGAAAGUUUCAUCCCGUACAGAGAUUCUGUCCUGACCUGGUUACUGCGAGAAAAUCUAGGUGGAAACUCCCGCACCGCCAUGGUGGCCGCUCUGAGUCCCGCAGAUAUCAACUACGACGAGACCCUCAGCACGCUCAGGUACGCAGACAGAGCCAAGCAGAUCCGCUGUAACGCCGUGAUUAACGAGGACCCCAACAACAGGCUGGUGCGCGACCUGAAGGACGAAGUGUCCCGCCUGAAGGAGCUGCUGUACGCCCAGGGGCUGGGCGACAUCAUCGAGACGUAUCGCAGCGCUCUAGACGACGGCGGCGGUUUGAAACUGACCAAUGCCAUGACAGGGAUCAGUCCUUCCCCCACCCUCUCCGCCCUCACCAGCCGGGCCGGGUCCGUCGGGAGCCUGCACGACCGCAUCAUGUUCAGCCCUGGCAGCGAGGAGGCCAUCGAGAGACUCAAGGAAACCGAGAAAAUCAUCGCUGAGCUUAAUGAGACGUGGGAGGAGAAGCUGCGGCGUACAGAGGCCAUCAGGAUGGAGAGAGAGGCUCUGCUGGCUGAGAUGGGCGUGGCCAUGCGAGAAGAUGGAGGCACAGUUGGCGUCUUUUCACCCAAGAAGACGCCUCAUCUAGUGAAUCUGAACGAGGACCCUCUGAUGUCCGAGUGUCUUCUGUACUACAUCAAGGAUGAAAUCACCAGGGUGGGACGAGAGGACGCGGUGACCCGGCAGGACAUCGUCCUCAGCGGACACUUCAUAAAGGACGAGCACUGUGUCUUCAGGAGCGGCGCGGGACCUUUAGGAGAGGUGAUCCUGGAGCCGUGUGAGGACGCCGAGACCUACGUCAACGGGAAGAAAGUGUCCGAGCCCACUGUUCUCAGAUCAGGGAACCGCAUCAUUUUGGGGAAGAGCCACGUGUUCCGCUUCAACCACCCCGAACAGGCCAGGCAGGAGCGGGAGAGGACCCCGUGCGCCGAGACCCCGGUCGAGCCCGUGGACUGGGCCUUCGCACAGAGAGAGCUGCUGGAGAAACAGGGCAUCGACAUGAAACAGGAGAUGGACCAGAGGCUGCAGGAGCUGGAGGACCAGUACCGCCGAGAGAGGGAGGAGGCCAACAACCUACUGGAGCAGCAGAGACUGGACUAUGAGAGUAAGUUGGAGGCUCUGCAGAAGCAGGUGGAUCGUUGUUACCCUGAAGCAGCAGAAGAAGACGAUGAACCUGAGGAGGAAGUGCAAUGGACGGAGAGGGAGACCGAGCUGGCUCUGUGGGCGUUCCGAAAAUGGAGGUGCUACCAGUUCACCUCCCUCCGAGACCUUCUGUGGGGCAACGCCAUCUUCCUCAAGGAGGCCAACGCCAUCAGCGUAGAGCUCAAGAAGAAGGUCCAGUUUCAGUUCGUUUUGCUGACCGACACGCUCUACUCCCCCCUGCCCCCCGACCUGCUCCCAGCCGAGGCGACUAAUAAGCGCGAGAGGAGCGCGUUCCCUCGGACCAUCGUUGCCGUGGAGGUGCAGGACCAAAAAAACGUAGCCACGCAUUACUGGACGCUGGUGAAGCUCAGGCAGCGUUUGGAACUGAUGAGGGAGAUGUACGACCGAGCCGCAGAGGUGCCCAGCAGUGCCAUGGAGGACUGUGACAGCAUGCUGACCGGUGGUGACCCGUUCUACGACCGCUUCCCUUGGUUCCGCCUGGUGGGCAGGGCGUUUGUGUAUCUGAGUAACCUCCUGUACCCCGUACCGCUGGUGCAUCGGGUCGCCAUCGUCAGCGAGAAGGGAGAGGUCAAGGGUUUCCUGCGCGUGGCCGUGCAAGCCAUAUCAGCUGACGAGGAGGCGCCCGACUACGGCACCGGCGUCAGGCAGUCCGGGACGGCCAAGAUCUCCUUCGAGGAUCAGCAGUUCGAGAAGUUCCAGUCGGAGUCCUGCCCCUCCGGUCUGUCUGGCGCCGGACACUCGCAGGAGGAGCUGAGGAUCGUGGAGGGUGAGGGACAGAAUCCAGAAACGCUGCCAUCUGCAGACGAAGUCAACAACAACACCUGCGCAGCCGACCCGGAUGACCGGUUGCGCUCGCUGAAGUACGGGAUCGUGGACGGCGCUCUGGACCACCUGAGGAUGGGAGAGCUCUUCACCUUCAGGGUCACCGUGCUGCAGGCGUCCAGCAUCUCGGCCGAGUACGCCGACGUCUUCUGCCAGUUUAACUUCAUCCAUCGACACGACGAGGCGUUCUCCACAGAGCCGCUGAAGAACACGGGGCGAGGGCCACCGCUGGGGUUCUACCACGUUCAGAACAUCGCGGUGGAGGUCACCAGAUCUUUCGUGGAGUACAUCAGGACCCAGCCCAUCGUGUUCGAGGUGUUCGGGCACUAUCAGAGACAGCCCUUCCCCGCUCUGUGCAAGGACCUCAUCAGUCCUCUACGUCCCUGCCGGAGACAGUUCCCCAGAGUCAUGCCUCUGUCCAAACCAGCCGGAGACGGCGACGACCCGUCGGACCGGGAGAAGAGGAUGGAGCUGAUUCGCUACCUGGUGCCCGACGUGUUCAACGGCCCCCUGGUGGACUCCCUGUCGGGCCACGCCCUCAGCGCGGCAGGGCUGGCGGCCUCCUUCCUGCUGGACGGGGAGGGGCAGGCCAGGCUGACGGCCCCGCCCCUCUCCAUCUGUUCGGUCAUUAAGGCGCAGACGCCGGUUCCUGCCACCAAGCUGAAGACGCUGACCAGACCCACAGCCGGACCCUGUCACUGUAAAUACGACCUGAUGGUUCUCUUCGAGAUCUGUGAACUGGAGGCCAACGGAGAUUACAUCCCGGCUGUAGUGGAUCACAGAGGAGGAAUGCCCUGUCAUGGCACCUUCCUGUUACACCAGGGAAUCCAGAGGAGAGUGGCGGUGACUAUAGUGCACGAGACAGGAGGAGAUAUUAUGUGGUCGGAGAUUCGAGAGCUGGUGGUCGGUCGUAUCAGGAACACGCCCGAGACCGACGAGACCAUCGUAGAUCCCAACAUCCUGUCCCUUAACAUCCUGUCCGCCAGAUACGUCCAGCCCUCGCCUGAUGACAGACAGUUUCUUGACUCUGACAUGCCGAGGACCUUCUAUCGUUUCGAAGCCGCCUGGGAUUCAUCCAUGCACAACUCGCUCCUGCUGAACCGAGUAACUCCGAGCGGAGAGAAGAUCUACAUGACGGUCUCGGCUUAUCUGGAGAUGGAGAACUGCACCCAGCCCGCCGUCAUAACCAAAGACGUCUGCAUGGUCUUCUACUCCCGGGACGCCAAGCUCUCAGCGUCUCAGUCCAUCAGGAACCUGUUCAGCAGUGGAACCCUGAGACCGACCGAGGGAAACCGAGUCACCGGAGUUUAUGAGCUCAGUCUGUGUCACCUGGCAGACACCGGCAGCCCAGGGAUGCAGAGGCGGCGCCGGCGGGUGUUGGACACGUCAGUGGCGUACGUCCGAGGGGAGGAGAACCUGGCUGGGUGGAGGCCCCGCAGUGACAGCCUCAUCCUGGACCACCAGUGGGAGCUGGAGAAGCUCAGCCUCCUGCAGGAGGUGGAGAAGACGAGGCACUACCUCCUCCUGAAGGAGAAGCUGGAGUCCACCCGGCUUCUGGGCCAGGAGGCGCUGCUGUCCUGUGGGAGUGAAGAUCCGGCCGAGUCCUCCUCACCCUCUAGAUACCCGGGGCAGGGCUACGACCCCGACGCCGACCCCGGUAACGAAAUCACCAACGAGAGGCAGCGCAAGCUCGCCGCCAAGUGUUUGCGUCUGCUCACACACACCUUCAACAGAGAGUACAGCCACGUGUGUGUGAGCGCCAGCGAGAGCAAGCUGAGUGAAAUGUCAGUGACUCUGAUGAGAGAUUCCACCUCCAUCUCGGAGCUCAAAACACUCACGCCGUCCACGACCUGUCCGUCGCUGGUGGAGGGAAGAUACAGCACCGGCGCUCAGCUCAGACCUCCGGCACCUCGUUCCCGUACCGUGAGCCCUAGUCGCGACUCGACGCCCGACGGAGAGGGCAAGAAUCCCCACAGCAUCACUCAAGAGUCCAAACUGAGGACCCGCAUCUUCGUCUGCGACAUCCAAGAGAUCCGGAUCAGCCCCAUCGUGUCGAAGAAAGGCUACCUGCACUUCCUGGAGCCGCACGCUAACGGGUGGGUGAGGCGCUACGUGGUGGUGCGCCGGCCGUACGUCUACAUCUACAACUCGGACCGGGACACGGUGGAGCGAGCCAUCCUCAACCUCUCCUCCGCCCAGGUGGAGUACAGCGAGGACCAGCAGGCCAUGCUCAAGACCCCCUACACGUUUGCCGUGUGCACCGAGCAUCGUGGGAUCCUGCUGCAGGCCGGUAACGAUAAAGAGAUGCACGACUGGCUGUACGCGUUUAACCCCCUCCUCGCUGGAUCCAUCAGGUCUAAGCUGUCGAGGAGGAGAACGACACACAUGAGGCCUUGAGACGACGAACACGAACCAUCAAGUUCACAAAAACUAAAGACUUUAUUUAUUCUGUUGUAAAUAGAUCCCCGGUCUCUGAAUCUCGUCACACUCCUGCGUACCUAACGACCUAGCCGCACUCGCCCUGUCUGGCACGGAUGACCUUCACUCCUCAUGCUGUGUGGGGGCUACGUGACCCAUAAAGAUGUUAAACUAUCACGUCAUUAGGUUCUCAUUUGUAGGGUAAAAAUGCACCGCUGAGAUUCGAACCCUGGAUCCACGGAUCUCAGCAGUAUUAGUACCAUACCAUACCCCCCCCCCCCACACACACACACACGCCGUAUAUAAAUACAAACAAGGGCAAAGAAAUGUGACACACAUACGACACCGACUUCAGGAGCUCAUAACUCAUAUCAGCUUCUUCAUAUCUGAUAGUUUGGAGGGUUUGGAUCGUAUCAUAACCCACUGUAAUAUUUUUAGAAUGCACUUCUACUCACUUGAUGAUCUUAUCACAGGUGGAUGAACUUUACAGCCCGGUUAGCUAUUUAUUUAAUAAGGAUUUAUCUCUUUACAUUGUAUAUUUGUUGAUUAUUUUGAAGUCUCGUGCAAUCGUUAGCAUACGGCACUUUUUGGUUUCGUUACGCCUCGUGCUGCUCUUCCUGUCUGAGCCACAGAACGUUUUUGGGGGUGUUUUUUGGGGAGGGGGAUAGUUGACGUCGGAGGCGACGCCGUGACGGCUGCUGCUGAAUCGUUUAUUAUAUCGCUCUGAGGUGUUCUGAGGUGUUCGGGUCUGUCCCAAAUUGUGCGUCGCAUUUCGACUACGACAGGGUGGAACAGUCGUGCUCUGUUGGUGUAAUUAUUCAAGUGCUUAUAGGAUAAAAAUCGAAUAAUCGAGGGUAGAUGGGACGCCUUUAUUUAUUUAUCAUAUAUACUGUACGUCUACACACGUGCUGCACAAUGAGAAGCUUUUCUACAUAUCACGGCUUGUUUGGCGCCCCUGGAUCUGAGAGGGUUUAGGGCUUUGCUUAAGGGCAGAGCCGGGAUUCGGACCCACAACCUUCCACUUGGUACCCACAGCUGUACCCACUAGUGCAGGGUGUUUCAAACUUUUUUUUAAGCGACCUAGCCAACACAAACAAUGCAUCUUACUCUUGUGGAUUACAAGAUGUAGCAUAAAGCCUCCACAAGGGGGUGCUCGUGUACACGUUUAUUUAAUUAUUAUUAUUUUUUCCUAUCGAUUUCUGCAUUUUCUCCCAUUUUCUCCCAAUUUAUUAUCUGGUGGGUCCCUGAUUGCAGUCGAUGUGGGUAUAUUGCUGCUCACGCCUCCUCCGACCCGCAUGCAACCCUUUUCCACCUACGCACUCUGCUAAUCAGGGUCCUUACACAGCGUUUGAAGACCCCGUCCACAUAGUCCGGUCAUCCCGCCCUAGCAGAAACGUAUCUGCUGCAGGCACUGCCGAUUGUGCCCGCUAGAUGGCGCCCAGGCGACCGGUUACAACGACCCGAGGAGUUUAGAAUCUCAGCGAUGGUUUGCUAGGCUCCCACCGUCCCUACAACUAAAACCUACAACCUACACACUAAGGCAAGGACUAGUUCAGGUAAAAUACUAGUAAUUCUAAUAGCGGAACACCGACUGAUCGAUCAGCGCCCAGCCGUACAAACACACACGCUUUCAUGUUUUGACUGAGCGGGCACAAAUUCCCAUACACAGACUGUAAAGAUCGCACGGGCGUCGCUCUGUUUUAAUAUUGUUUGUUUAUUAAAUAAGCUGACAUUCAGGUGUCCGAAUACUUUUGGCUCUAUAGUGUAGCUGUAUCGAGAGCUAGAUAGAGAAGAUCCCUGAUGGCCUGUGUGCAUCAAGGCACUUUGGGAUAAUGGGAGCCUAGUGGGUAGAGCGUUGGACUGUCAAUCUUAAGACUGUGGGUUCAAACCCCGGCUCGGCCAUGCAGCCACUGUCGGGUCCUUGAGCGAGGCCCUUGACCCUCUCGGCUGACCCUGGGCUCUGACCCCAGCUUCCAAUCAAGCCGCUAUACUGUACAUGGAAAAGGAAUUUUGCUGUACUGCACACGUGUGUAGACAUAAAUAUUACAAAUUCUAUUAUUCAUCAGUGCAGCACCUCACCCUCGUUCCUGGGGUGUCUUCAGCUCCUUCACAAGCCCCAAAUUUAGGGUUUGGAGUGUUUAGAGUCUAGGAAAUGGCUCAUGUGUUGCCUCUGGGAUGUUUUAGGUCCCUGGGUUGAAAGAAAGCUAAAAAAAUCUGAAUCUCAAAGAAAAAUAAUAAUAAUAUUAAUUAAAUAUACCUGUACACGGACGGGGCGGCACGGUGGCUCAGUGGGUAGCACCGUCGCCUCACAGCAAGAAGGUCCUGAGUUCGAUCCCCAGGCGUGGUGGUCUGGGUCCUUUCUGUGCGGAGUUUGCAUGUUCUCCCCAUGUCUGUGUGGGUUUCCUCCAAAAACAAACAGUCCAAAAACAUGCAGUCAGGUUACUUGGAUACACUGAAUUGCCCUAUAGGUGAAUGUGUGUGACCCUGCGAUGGACUGGCAUCCCAUCCAGGGUGUUACUGUGUGCCUUGCGCCCAUUGAAAAGCUGGGAUAGGCUCCAGCACCCCACCACGACCCUAACUGGAUAAGCGGAUAAGAAAAUGAAUGGAUGGAUGUACGCGGACGCCCCCUUGUGGAGGCUUUAUGUUACAGCUUGUAAACCACAGAGAGAGAAAGAUGUAUUGUUUGUGUUGCCUGGGUCGCUUAAGAAAACCCUCCUUUAGGUCACAUGUAAAUAACUCUGAAUAAACCUAGAUGUGCUAUUUGGGACGGAGCCGGAUGUAAACAGACAGGCUCAGUUUUUAAGCCCUGAAGGACGAGGUGUGGAAUGUUUUCCUGUUUGCUGCUUUAAUAUUUAUUAUUUAAUAUUACCUGAACCGUAUCGACCUGUAGACCCGACUUGUCAUAUCCUGGUAUGUGAUGCACUGUGGGACGUUUCUCCUCCCUCGUACGCCGCGGCGUGUGACGUCGGCACUUAGACUGCGUGAACUGUGAGUUUAGGAUUCGUGGAAUGUAUUUCUGUAACGACCCCCUCGGGUUUGAUGCACUGUGACCGCCGGCUUGAUGUUUGACCGGUCGUUGACUGUUUGGGGUGAAGUUCAGUACCCACGCUGCACUGGGUGGCUCGCUGGUCAUACUCGACCGGUCUGGUUCAUUUUUAAGAUGAGUGUUUGCAGUUUGUUUUCGUGACCUUUGGCCGAGGCUGUGGACCGUUUGUUAGUGGACACGUGCACGACCGAGGCCACAGACCUACUGAGCAUGCUCAGCACAUCCUUGCCACCCUGGAAAAUCAUGCAUUAUUGUACAACAGAUAAAACAGCAUUAACAGCAACUGUUUGAAUUGGAAUCUCAGCUCUGCUACCAGUCAGCUGAACAGCAGACAAAAUCAGCCGCUAGUCUGCUGGGUGGGAAAAGACGGGACUAAAAAGGAGGGGCGGGGUCUUCGAGGCUGUGUAUAGAAGUGGAGGAACGUGGAGAUCAGCCCGUGACCUCACGCGCCGAUCAACUGAAGUACAGGCGAAUAAGAAGGGGUCGAUGGAGCGCUCACGCGUCAGAGGGAGGGCAUGUCAGGAGAAUAUACCCUCCUCGUACGUCAUCGGGGUCUCCAGCAGAGGAAGAGGAACUGGCUAUGACUAAACUGAAGGAAAACGAAGGAAGAAAAUAGUAAAAAUAAAUAAAUAAAUGUUUAGCAUCGUGCUCUGGACCAGCUAUUUACAACUACGCUGGAUUAUAUUUUUAUUGAUCUUAAUAACAGAAAUAUCAUGAAACUACUGGUAAACCCAAAAACACGAACAAUUUUAAAACAUCGGAACUAGCAUCACAUUACACGUAUCACAAACUGUAAAAAUGGAACCUGAAAAAAUCACCUUCAUUUAAAGAUUUAACGUUCACGGUGGGAUUUGUAACAGUAGGUGCUGCACAGCAACACGGGUCUUAGGGACCUAGGUUCAGUCCGCUUACACGAGGUGGCACCGGACCCACCCCCGACAAAUUUAUGUACUAACUGCUACCAGACGAUAAAAUUUGAGUUCCGUCUGAAUGCAUUCAGAGCACUGUGGUGGACUUCACAGCAAGAAGCACCCGGGUUCGAUUCCCCAGCCGGACACCCAAGGUUCUUUCUGUGUGGAGUCCAGAGACGCACAGUUAGAACUAUAUGAGCGGCCCUGACCAGGAUAAAGUCGUGCAAAACAAACAAACAAUACAAUAAUAAAUUGGUUCUAGGUUCAAUCCGCUUACAUGAGCGUUUCAGUGUGGUGCAGGACCCACCGCAACCCUAAUCAGGGUGAAGCAGUGGGUGAAAAUAAAUGGAUCCAGUGUCUGGAUUUUACCGUAGUGGACGUUUAUGCUACGUGCAAGUAAUUACUUACUAAAACUGGCUUCUAAUAAUCAUACUAGACAAUAAAAUGAGUUCCGUCUGAAUGCAUUCAGAGCACUGUGGUGGACUGGGUAGCGGCGCUUCACAGCAGGAAGUCCCCGGGUUUGAUUCCCCGGCCGGGCACCCAAGGUACUUUCUGUUUGGAGUCCAGAGACAUACAGUCAGGACUAAAUGAGUAACCAGGAUAAAGGAUAAAUGCAUUCAGAACACUGUGGUGGACUGGGUAGCGGCACCUCAAAACAGGAACUCUCAGGGUUCGAUCCCUUUCUGGUUGAAGUCCAAAGACGUGCAGUCAGAACUAUAUGAGCGACCCUGACCAGGAUAAAGUCGUGCGAAACAAACGAACAGUUAAUAAAAUAAAUAAAUAAAUAAAUAAAUGAAUCUGUUCUAGCUAAACAGCACAAGCUGCAUUUUCCGAGUUAUCAGGAUGAGCUGGAAUCGAAUCACUUGAGCAUGAACCAGAUCUUCUUCUUGUUAUAAUUAUUAUUAUUUUAUGUGUAACAAAAGAAAUGAAAAUAAAAGCGCAGUAAAUGUGUGGUUGAGAUGUUUGCACGUCCUGAAGCCCUGACAGAACUUUCAGCGUCCUGGUGGAGGAGAAGAACGAUGGAUCCGCUCGUCGUCGUUCGUCCGUGUGCUUCCCUCUUCAUCUCGCUUCACUUGCCUGAUUUUUCUACGCUGGUGGCUUAUUUUGCUCUGUAACACAUGAUUGCUGUGAAUAUUGUAGCGUGCGGCUGUUACCCGGCGGUUGUUUAAUGUUUUUAUUUUUCGAGUGUUGGAGUCCAAUUUUUGCAAAGCAAAGAUCUAAACGUCUGAUCAAAAAUAAAUGUGGAACUUAUGCAACGUCAGAAA